AGUGCAGAUGCUGGGCGGACAGCUGGGCCCACUCACUGUCCAGAGAGCCAGCUGCUCCCCGGGAACAACUUCACCAACGAGUGCAACAUUCCGGGCAACUUCAUGUGCAGCAACGGGCGGUGCAUCCCGGGCGCCUGGCAGUGCGACGGGCUGCCCGACUGCUUCGACAAGAGCGACGAGAAGGAGUGUCCCAAGGUCAAGUCGAAAUGCGGCCCGACCUUCUUCCCCUGUGCCAGCGGCAUCCACUGCAUCAUCGGCCGCUUCCGGUGUAACGGGUUCGAGGACUGUCCCGACGGCAGCGAUGAAGAGAACUGCACAGCAAACCCUCUGCUUUGCUCCACCGCCCGCUACCACUGUAAGAAUGGGCUCUGCAUCGACAAGAGCUUCAUCUGCGACGGGCAGAACAACUGCCAGGACAACAGCGACGAGGAAAGCUGCGAGAGCUCGCAAGAACCAGGCAGCGGGCAGGUGUUUGUGACGUCGGAGAACCAGCUGGUGUACUACCCCAGCAUCACCUACGCCAUCAUCGGCAGCUCCGUCAUCUUCGUGCUGGUGGUGGCCCUGCUGGCGCUCGUCCUGCACCACCAGCGCAAGCGGAACAACCUCAUGACGCUGCCGGUGCACCGGCUGCAGCACCCCGUGCUGCUGUCCCGCCUCGUGGUGCUCGACCACCCGCACCACUGCAACGUCACCUACAACGUCAACAACGGCAUCCAGUACGUGGCCAGCCAGGCCGAGCAGAACGCCUCGGAAGUGGGCUCCCCGCCCUCCUACUCGGAGGCCCUGCUGGACCAGAGACCCGCGUGGUAUGACCUCCCUCCGCCACCCUACUCUUCCGACACCGAGUCACUGAACCAGGCCGACCUGCCACCUUACCGCUCCCGGUCGGGGAGUGCCGACAGCGCCAGCUCCCGGGCAGCCAGCAGCCUCCUGAGCGUGGAAGACACGGCCUCCAGCCCGGGGCAGCCCGACCCUCCGGAGGGCACCACCGAGCCCAGGGACUCUGUGCCCAGCCAGGGCACCGAAGAAGUAUAAAAUCCAGCUAUUCCAAAGUCCACAUGGGUUCAUCCGCUCUGACUUGUUACCAUCCUAACAACCUGCCCUCGGGAGGAGUCGGGGUGCCUCAGGGACUGAUCUGGGGUGUCAGCUGUCUCUCCUGCCCCAGAUUUCAAGGAGGUCCUCUGGCGGGUGGCCUGUCACUUUCCUGGCCUCUCCAUUUGCACGAUGUGUGUGGGCGUCUGUCCUGGAAGGUGAUUCCUCCACUCGGCCCAGGGUCACACUCACUCUCCACGUCAUUCUUCUGUUACCGCUGACACCUGGCCGAGGAGGGGACAGGGUCACAUGGGUUUAGGGAGCUCCUGAGAGAGCAGUUUCUGUGACGUGUCGGACGUACAGAAGGGCAGGCACCGGGCCACAUGCACUGUGGGCUGCCGUCUGAUAACUGUUUCGGGGUCCGGGUGCCUUUCUCCCUCGGUUAGGGUCUCUGUGUUCCUGUUAGCUGUCCUCUCUCUCUGUGCCCCGCCAGCCACAGGGCCCACCCACCAAGAGGCCGCCAUGGGAUGGCCGCCCUGCAUGGAGGCCAGGCGAGCACCCAGCCUCGCACUGUCCUACGCAUCCCACUCCGUUCAGCGGAGGCAGUGGCCAGAGAACACGUUUGACACGAGGUAAGCCCUUCGAUAAUCGGCCGUGUCACCUAGAGGUUGUGAAUGACCCUGAACCUGCCUUCUCUGGAGAGAUUCUGGCUUUAACAUUGUGCCUGAGAAUCCCCGUGUGGAGAGCUUGUCUGGCCGCAUGUAUCGUCAGCCUCAUCCCAGAACAGGCAGGAGUUUCCCCGGGUUCUCAGCUCCCGAGAGGCAGGCUGCGAGAGCGAGGCCUGCUGUGUCCACGGCCCCUUCCCUGGCUCCUGGAUCAGCAGCCUCCCAGCUGUGACCUGC
Messenger RNA from Myotis davidii, 1934 nucleotides. RefSeq names its product low density lipoprotein receptor class A domain containing 3 (gene LDLRAD3). The annotation marks the transcript as partial. Gene Ontology annotation, molecular function: protein binding. NCBI's taxonomy places the organism in Eukaryota, Metazoa, Chordata, Mammalia, Chiroptera, Vespertilionidae. Gene Ontology annotation, biological process: receptor-mediated endocytosis. Gene Ontology annotation, cellular component: plasma membrane. The transcript is spliced from 6 exons. The record is from RefSeq and is a predicted model, not a curated record.